CAUUGAAAGUGAAACAAGUGCGGGUCGUGUUAAAUUAAACGGAAAAUUCGUAAAUAUAGAGAGCGUGGAAAAUUUAUAAGAAAUUGUGCAUGCUAGGCAUUGGCGCUUGUGUUGAAGAAACAUGGCAAUUGAUCCGGACGAAGCGCACGCUUCAAAUUAUGAUGAUGGCCUAGACUUUGGAUAUUUUAAUAUGGCUCAUGGCAUGCUGGUGGAGAUCGAAGAAGAGCUGCGCCACAAAUUUCCCAAUGAACGUGCCAGCAUCAAGAUGACGCUAUUGAACACCAUCUACUUGGCAGCAAAAUCUUCACAGAUCUUGAGAUUCGUCGAGGCACUAAACACGAUCAGCUCGACGCAGUUGCAAACAGAAUUGGUCAAUACAAACUUUGAUCAGCCCGAUGCACAAUCGCUGACGCCGCUUACGAUGGCCGCCAUGUCUGGCAAUGUGACAUUCGUCAAGACGCUGCUAUCGCACUACGAUGUGGAUCUGGAGCGCGAGUGUAAUGUCAUCUUUGAUGGCCUUGUGGUGUACGGCGCGACAGCCUUAUGGGUAGCCGCUGGCAUGGGGCAUCUGCAGAUUGUCAAGCUGCUGGUGCAGGCAGGCGCGUCGAUCAAUCACAAUACCAAGGCGCAGUCAUCGCCGCUGCGUGCGGCAUGCUAUGAAGGUCGCCUGGACAUUGUGCAGUUUUUAAUUGAGCAUGGCGCUGAUGUAAAUGCUACAAAUUGUUUCAAGAAUGAUUCGCUGAUGAUAUCCGCAUACAAGGGACAUUAUUUGGUGGUCAAUGAGCUGCUGCAGAAUGGCUCGCGGCCCAAUGAUCAGGCGCUGUGUGGCGCCACCGCUUUGCACUAUGCAGCAGAGAGUGGACACUUGGAUGUGGUCACAGCGCUGCUGGAUCAUGGCGCUAUGCUGCUCAAGAAUGAGUCUGGCAUAACACCAGCUUUGCAAGCUGCCGAGCGUUUGCAUGAGGAUGUGGUGGAGGCGUUUAUACAACGUCCUGGUUUAAUGAGCCUGGAGGAGCAGAUACAAGCGCUGGAGCUGCUGGGCGCCACCUAUGCUAAUGAUAAAAUCAAAUACGAUGUAAAUCGCGCCUACGGUUUCCUCAUGAAGGCCAUGCAGCUGCGCUACAGUAAUGAACGCCAGAUCACGCGCAAAAAGGUGCAACCACCCGUGCCCGCCUACGACAAUUGGUUUGAGACCGAAAACUUGCCAGAACUGAAUGCUAUUAGGUUAAAUCAUCACUCCAUACACAUGGAAUCGCUGGCCAUACGCGAGCGUAUCUUAGGCAGGAAUAAUCCAGAUUUGCCACAGGCUAUAAUCUAUCGUGGCGCUGUGAUGGCUGAUCAGGGACGCUUUGAGCAGUGCCAAGUGCUCUGGAGCUAUGCCAUUGAUCUGCGCAUGCAAAAUAAUGUCUCUGUUGAUCGUGAUUUACUGCGUUUUGCGCAGCUUUUUGCGCAAAUCUUGCGCGUUGAGAAUCAUCGACUGAUGCUGGACGAUGUGCUGCCUAUUUUGCUGAAAUGCCAACAGGAAAUUCAAAAUAACAAGCACAAAAUAUUAAAUGGCAAGCCAAAUAGCUGCGCUAGUUUGCUGCAGGAUCAAAACAAUCAGAACUGCAUUACAGCUUUAUAUUUAAUAAAAAUUGUAACGCUGUUGGCACGACGCAAAAAGGAUCAGGAAGUCAAUGAGCAUCACAUACAGCAGUUGUUUAUGGUGGUGCGCAAGUUUAUACAGCAGGACACACGUUUGCAGGAUGGGCAAACACUGCUGCAUCUGGCUGUGAAUGGUGUAACGCCUGUGGAUGAGUUUUACACCAGCGAAAUGUGCAGAUUUCCCUGCUAUGCCACUGCCUUGGUGCUGGUGCACUGUGGCGCCUCUGUGGUGGCCGUAGAUGCGGCACGCAACACACCGCUGCAUAUACUGGUGACCAAAAUAAACAGCACGCAGGAUCGUCAAGCUGAAAUGGCGCGCAUAAUGCAACUUUUUGUAGAAGCCGGCGCGCAUUUGGAUGCAGUCAAUGCAGCAGGACAAACAGCUGCAACAGCUUGCAAGCAAACUACAUUGGCUAAUCUGCUGCAUGGACAUCAGAAUGCACACACCAGUCUAAAGUGCUUGGCGGCGCGUUCUAUAGCAACGAAUCGUUUGCAGUUUAGAGGUUUAAUACCCACACAGCUAGAGGGUUUCAUACAGAUGCACAGUGUGCACAAGGUCUAGAUAGAUAAUCAAAUAUGUGUAGCCAAAAAAAAAGAAAUAAGAAUUGUAAAUGCAAGUCAUGUGUAUAAUUGUAUGCAUACCAUAUGUGUAACAAAUUUAGUGACUUAAUUUAGCCAAAUGCCAGGUAUUUAUAACGAUAUACAUACAAACUACAUACGCAAGAAGCUUAUUAAUUAAUUUGUUUUUAUUUUUAUAUAUUUGAUUAAGUACGCAACACUUUCAUCAACUUACACACACACAUGCACACAUUGACACACACUUGGACUGAUUGUUUGCUUGUAUAAUCAUAUGUAUGUAAAAAUUCAUUUUGUACAUUUGCUUUUCUAUUGUGUAUAAUUAAUGUUAAACGUAUGGCGCUCAACGUUUGCAAUCAAUUGAAUUGAUUUUUGCGUUGCUAGUGGCGCCUCAAUAAAUAAAUAUAUAUACUAUAUACAGAAC
Messenger RNA from Drosophila busckii, 2644 nucleotides. RefSeq names its product protein fem-1 homolog B (gene Fem-1). Gene Ontology annotation, molecular function: protein binding. The record is from RefSeq and is a predicted model, not a curated record. Bases 122 to 2206 code for a protein of 694 amino acids. NCBI's taxonomy places the organism in Eukaryota, Metazoa, Arthropoda, Insecta, Diptera, Drosophilidae. The transcript is spliced from 6 exons.